AUGGUGGCGAGACUUCGUCUCGACGGGUUCAACUAUGCCACAAAGGCUACUAGCUUGCUAGUGCGACAAGCCGACAGAGGACAAGAGCCCCUGUCGCGUCAUACCGCUAAUAUCUGCUAUGUGUUCUUCAGAAUCUACGACAUCCACCCCAGAAGCGACGAGCAUUGUACUCGCCCAGGCAAUGCGACAAAUAUCCGAGGGCUACCGUCACGUCAGCCUGAAGAUGGUGCUUACCUAGCAGCGAAGAUUGAGGCUAAGAAGGCAGUCUACAAGGCCAAGUCCGACCGCUACCAAGGCUGUGUACGACAUGCUUUACCAGAGAAGGGGAAUGGGCAGUGUAUGGUUUAG
Necator americanus (New World hookworm) is the source of this 348-nucleotide messenger RNA. RefSeq lists its product as uncharacterized. Lineage: Eukaryota; Metazoa; Nematoda; Chromadorea; Rhabditida; Ancylostomatidae. The coding region runs from base 1 to 348 and encodes 115 amino acids. The record is from RefSeq and is a predicted model, not a curated record. The transcript is spliced from 3 exons.